This is a messenger RNA of Acanthamoeba castellanii str. Neff, 873 nucleotides long. RefSeq lists its product as uncharacterized. Bases 1 to 873 code for a protein of 290 amino acids. The transcript has 6 exons. Lineage: Eukaryota; Discosea; Longamoebia; Acanthamoebidae. The record is from RefSeq and is a predicted model, not a curated record.
AUGGCAGACAGUGUGGAGUGGACGACGGUGGCCCUACGCGAGGUGCGGAUUCGGGGCAAGAGCUUCCCGGCCAAGGGCGAAGAGGCCCUGCGUCCGGUCCUGCGUUUUGCGCCUGACGGCCGUGUAGACGUGGCGCUCGACGCCGACUUCACCUCCGCCCCACACCUCCUCUCCUUCAACUGGCGCGAUGUGACGGCGUUGGGGCUGAGCUACGCCGCGCCGCCCAAGAGCGAGUUCACGCUCACGCUCGAGCCGCGCAACCCGCUGCCCCACCCCACCCUCCGGCGUGUCCACAUCCUCACCCUCAUCGUGCCCUCGCUGCACAUGCCGCUGCUGGAGGAACAGAUCCAGAACUACAAACUCACGCAACGCCUGCAAGCCGGCAUCCCUAGCUGGAUGGUGCAGAUGCCCUACGAGAAGUACUAUACGAGGCAACUGCGAAACGGCUUCCUGGUGGUCUCCAACAUCAUCCAGAUCAUCCUGGCUGCCACCUUCUCCUACCAACUGUACCUGAGCUUGCCCGGCUGGGUCGCGGAGCUGCAGGACUCACUGGUCGAGACGGUCUAUGACGGCAUCGUCGUCCCGGCGUGGGACUGGGGCUAUGAGCAUCCCUACAUGGGCGGAGCGCUGGCCCUGGGCUUCGUGGUGGCCUUCUGGCCGCUGUUGCUGAUCUGGUGGGUCUUCCUGCUGGGCGGGGCGCUGCUCUUCCGCUUCUCGUUCCUGCUCUACCUGGCCAUCACCUUCAUCGCCUACGUGCCCGCCGUCACCGGCAAUAUCAAGAGCAUGGCCAGGUCCAUCCCGCAGAUCUACUCGGCGUGGGCCUUCGUCAAGGGCCUCCUCUUCCGGUCCCAACAGAACAAGAAGACCCAGUGA